Messenger RNA from Plasmodium inui San Antonio 1, 411 nucleotides. RefSeq lists its product as hypothetical. Bases 1 to 411 code for a protein of 136 amino acids. NCBI's taxonomy places the organism in Eukaryota, Apicomplexa, Aconoidasida, Haemosporida, Plasmodiidae. The record is from RefSeq and is a predicted model, not a curated record. The transcript has 5 exons.
AUGAAGGAAGAGUCUCAUGCUGAGCAGCUUAUUCUGUUCGAAGGGGAAAAUGACGUGAACAGCCAGAACUUCUGCUACGACUACAAAGAAGAGACUCCUAGGAGAAGGCUUCCCAAGGAGAAGAAUCAUAAAAAUUUAGGCAGCCCAAACGGGAUGAGCAAAUGGGCAUGCGGGGAGAAAGCUCCCUUUAACUUGGCAAUUUGGGAAAUAAAUCCCAGAUGCAGUUCACGCUUCGCAGAGCUGUUGAAUUUUUUCCUUUCCCUCUACCUUCUGCAAAGCGAUUUGGAGAUGAUCGGGAAGCACAACUUGGAGGAUUUUUUAAAGAGUGAAGACCAGAGGUGGAGCCACAAAGUCCCUAUGCUGUGGCUGCACGAUUGUACGGCGGCCUAUUCCACGUCAGAAAAACGGUAG